UUGCAAGUAAUUGAAGAAGAAGAAGCAGACGCAUCCUAAAAAAUAAACAAACGGAGAAUUUUGUAAACAUUUCUUUGAUACAAAAAAUAGCAUUAAUAAUAUAUAGAAAUUAUGGGGGCCAUUUUUGAAAAUGGCUUGAGGUUGGGCAGAUAUAACAGUGACGAUCUCUUUAGUGCGCUGCUACGUUAUGGAUUAUUUCUAGGCGCAAUAUUUCAGCUCAUCUGUAUUGCUGCAUCGAUUUUGCUUCCUGCUGCUAGUGAAGGAUCGAAUGGCGAAGAUGGAAACGAGGAUUAUAAAUUCAACGGCGAAAUGGGAAAUAUGCGGCGAUUGCACAAGUUACGCAAACAGGAUAAAAAGAAGCGACGUUGAUUUUACCAUCGUGUACAAAUAUUUCUAACUUAGAACAUUACCUUAGUAUAUGAAUAUAUGAGUACACAAUGUAAUUAAAAUAGUAAGAUUUAUUUGCCGAUAGAGUGUCAUGCAAUA
Messenger RNA from Bactrocera tryoni, 486 nucleotides. Its product is annotated as protein anon-73B1. The transcript has 2 exons. NCBI's taxonomy places the organism in Eukaryota, Metazoa, Arthropoda, Insecta, Diptera, Tephritidae. The record is from RefSeq and is a predicted model, not a curated record. Gene Ontology annotation, cellular component: membrane. Bases 112 to 369 code for a protein of 85 amino acids.